Messenger RNA from Arachis duranensis, 706 nucleotides. RefSeq lists its product as uncharacterized. The record is from RefSeq and is a predicted model, not a curated record. Gene Ontology annotation, molecular function: fatty acyl-CoA hydrolase activity. Lineage: Eukaryota; Viridiplantae; Streptophyta; Magnoliopsida; Fabales; Fabaceae. The transcript has 3 exons. Bases 120 to 593 code for a protein of 157 amino acids.
CUUUGAGAACACCAAUAGCUAUACGUCUCCGUCUGUGUGCGUCAUCAAUAGCGCACAAACCUUCUUCUUCUCCCUCUUCUUCUCUGUGUGCGUCUCCAUCACCUAAAGUUUCUGAGGAAAUGGACCCUCAACAUGCUGAAGAGACCUUGCGCUUCUUCACCGUUAUGGGUGCCGCCACUCCUGUCCCAGAUCCCUGCAACGCGCGUGGAUUCUUCGACGAUUUCCUUCGCAGCUUCAUCACCGUUGAUCUCAUCCAACGGGGACGAAUCACUUGCACUAUCCUCGCCAAACCCCCUAUCUGUAAUGGGUAUGGAACACUCCAUGGAGGGGCCGUUGCGUCCUUGGUUGAUAUUUUAUCCCAUGCUUGUGCUAGAACUGUUGUUGCAGAAGACAAGGAGCUUUUCCUCGGAGAAACUAGCAUUUCUUACCUCUCUGCCACUCCAAUAGAUGAAGAAGUGGUAGCUAAUGCUUCAGUGGUGAAGAGUGGAAGAAAUUUGACUGUAGUUGCACUUGACUUCAAGCUCAAGAAAACUGGAAAUUCUGUCUAUAUUUGUCAUGCUACCUACUAUAACAUGCCAACUUCUAGUCUAUGAUUAUGAACGUAUAGCUUUCAGGUGCAAGUGGCUCUAUAGAUUCAUAUUGAUUGCCAUACCAAAAUUCUUAAGAUGAAUUAGGCUAUUCAUAAUGUUCUACUUCCCUCUGUUAA